Messenger RNA from Capronia coronata CBS 617.96, 1011 nucleotides. RefSeq lists its product as uncharacterized. Gene Ontology annotation, biological process: magnesium ion export from mitochondrion. Gene Ontology annotation, molecular function: magnesium ion transmembrane transporter activity. The transcript has 2 exons. The coding region runs from base 1 to 1011 and encodes 336 amino acids. The record is from RefSeq and is a predicted model, not a curated record. Lineage: Eukaryota; Fungi; Ascomycota; Eurotiomycetes; Chaetothyriales; Herpotrichiellaceae.
AUGCUUGCUGGAGGGAUUGGUGGAACGACCGGUGACAUCCUUAUGCAUUCCCUAGACACGGUCAAGACACGACAGCAAGGAGAUCCUCACGUUCCGCCCAAGUAUACCAGCCUAAUGGACUCUUAUGUGAAGAUCUUCCGCCAAGAGGGGAUUAGACGGGGACUCUAUGGAGGCUUUACUGCGGCCAUGCUGGGAUCAUUUCCCGGGACUGUCAUCUUCUUUGGAUCAUAUGAAUACUCCAAGCGACACAUGCUCGAUCGAGGAAUCAACCCUUCCUUGGCAUACCUUGCAAGCGGUUUCGUUGCCGAUUUCACAGCAUCCUUCGUGUACGUGCCCUCCGAGGUCCUCAAGACCCGCCUGCAGUUACAAGGUCGAUACAACAAUCCCUUCUUCAACUCGGGUUACAACUAUCGGUCAACGUGGGAUGCCGCCCGGACCAUAGUCCGCACGGAAGGCUUCGGCGCUCUCUACUCUGGAUAUAAAGCCACCAUCGUCCGAGACUUGCCAUUUUCUGCGCUACAGUUCGCCUUCUAUGAACAAGAGAGGAAGUUCGCCCAGAAAUGGCGCGGUACUCAAGACAUCGGCUUUGGGUUGGAAGUAUUCACGGCCGUGUCCGCGGGUGGUCUCGCUGGAGUCAUGACUUGCCCAUUGGAUGUUGUCAAGACGAGGACACAGACUCAGAUCACUCCUAGUAUGUCGGCGAAACAGAAUCAAGCGUCACACUCGGAUCCGGCUGCAAGAAGCCACCAUCCUUCGGCGCAGACCCAUUCGCGGUUGAUACAUUCAGGGCCCCGAACUGUGCUACCCUCUACCCCGACUCUUGACACCUCCUCCGUCUUGACAGCAUUGAAGCUCAUUUACAAGACCGAGGGUGUUGCCGGCAUGUUCCGCGGAGUGGGCCCUCGUUUUGUAUGGACAAGCGUUCAAAGCGGCACGAUGCUUGUGCUGUACCAAUAUCUGCUGAAGCAGAUGGAAAGACUUGAGGCAGACGAAGGAUCGACUGUGUUUUGA